CAUAGACUGUUUAUAUAAAGGUGAGUACACACAGAGAGGCGGCCGACUGUCUGCGUGGAUGGUAAAAACUAUGUGGAUGAUGCACACUUUGCAGAUUUCUUCUCAGGAUAUUACUCUGCUUGUUCCUGCAUCUCUCAGGACCAGACAGCUCCAGGACAGAUCUUCUUGUUGAAAAGUCACAGUGAGAACAUCUGAAGAUGGAAAAAGCAUACCCACCAGAGGAAUCCUCUCCACCGUACCCUGGACCACCAAUGAACUACGGUGGUGUAGCACCUCCGCAAGUAAUGUAUCCUCAGCCGGGAUUCUCACCUGCACCGCCAUUUGCGGCCCACCAGACAGUCGCUCACGUGGUCGUGACACCUGCACUGCAGGAGGCCCCAGGACAAGCGGUGUGUCCCCACUGCCACCAGACUGUGGUCACCGUCACAGAAGUAAAACCAGGCCUCAUGACCUGGGCCAUCUGCGGCGGCCUCACCAUCUUUGGAUGUUUUCUUUGCUGCUGCAUCCCGUUCUGCAUUGAUUCCUGCAAAGAUGUGGAGCAUCGCUGUCCAUCAUGCAACAAACUCAUCUACUUAUACAAACGAUUAUAAAACCGUCCUGACUGUGAUCGUGGGACAAGAACUCACGCUACUUUCCCACACAUUAGCUUAUCAGUGGUUUUAGCUGCUUGACAACAUUCCCUUGAUAGUGAGGGAUACAGUAUAAUAUGAAAUGCACUUACUCUGAUUGUAUGCUGACUGUUUAUUUUGCAACAAUAUAUACUUCUUAAUGUGAAUUGUAAUGACUUGUGAAAAGGCAUGGUACUUAGGGUGAUUUAUAUAUAUGUCAAGCAAAAUGUGUAAGAGCUGUGUUUUAUUAUAAAUGUCAACCAUUUACAUCAACAAAUAUGCCAAUAAAAGCAAGCAACAGAAAGGUGUGUGCUGUAGUUUUGAGUUGGUCGCUUGACGUCUUACAUUUUCACACAUUUAGUGAAUAGCGUUGUAUUUCUGUAGAGGCAGGCUCUAAACCCUCAUAAUCAUUUGUUUUCAAAGUAAUAUUCGAGGAGCCCUUAUCGUUUGGCAGGACUUGUACGUGAUUUGCUCUGCCCUCUUGCUCCUCCCCAUGGUCUCACAUUCGAGGAACAUUAAAAGCAUUGGCAAGAAUAAAAGCCCUUUCUCAAACCACCCCUCACAACCUCUCCCUACCCACUCCCACUCCAUCUGUGUGAUGUGCAGGGAGCGUCGGCCACAUUAAGUGCCAUCCCAUACAAAUUAGCUGGGAGUGGAGAUGGGUUUUUAACCCUCCAACAACGAGUUUGCAUUAAUGUUGAUUUAUGGAUUGUGUGGUCCACAUGCAGCAUGCUUCAUGGAAAUGUUUGUUCUAUGCAAAUACCCACAUUUUCAAGCAGGAAAUUAAAUAUUCACCGUGUCAAUCAGUAGUUCAACACAAUAAAGUCAUACUUAUUCCGAUUCAUGUAUCAUCACUGUUUUAUUCCUGCAUGUCACGUGAACAGCUUAAUAGUGUCAGACAUUUUUUUCAUAAAGUCACAAAGUCCUUCAAGUAAUUAUAACAACAAAACACCAAACACAAUAAAAAAAAACAGUAUGAAAAAGAGAAAAUCACAUUCUCUGCUUUUGAGAUCAGGGCAGAUUAUUCCCACGUCUGCUUGUCUUAUCAGUGUGACGGUUGUAUUCCUAAUGUAAAUGGUAAUGUUCUUGUGAUCGAACUGUGACCUCUCAUUUUCCUCAGACUCUUCAUCGGGCCUUCAUGUGUCAAAGUCAUAUGCUCAGAGGAGGAGCAUCACACUCCCUUGGGUUUGGGAGUUGAAGGAUCAGAGGCACAGUGUGAAUACACCAUAAAAAUGUAAUAUAGACCUAAGGUUUUGCAGUGCUCCAAAGUGGAACUUAAGCCUCUCAGGAUUUUGUUCCUGGUGGCAGAACAGUACCAGUACUGUGCAUUUGUUUUGUUUUUUGUAUUAGAGGAAAUAUACGAUAGUGAUAUGACCAGAACAUCCUAAAUAUCCAAAGAGGAAACUUCUUCUCUGUCAGACUCCUGCUGAAAAUAGACUCUGAUAUAAUUUGAUAGAUUCUCAAUCUUUUUCUAAGAUAUACUAUUUUGUUAUUCUUUGUUAUAUUCUCUGUUGUAUUUCCUGCUACAAUAAAUUCACAAAAAGACA
Molecule: messenger RNA, 2155 nt
Organism: Platichthys flesus (European flounder)
Lineage: Eukaryota; Metazoa; Chordata; Actinopteri; Pleuronectiformes; Pleuronectidae
Product: LITAF domain-containing protein-like
Exons: 5
Coding region: 198-590 (130 amino acids)
Molecular function (GO): zinc ion binding
Source: RefSeq, a predicted model, not a curated record